Didymodactylos carnosus is the source of this 1314-nucleotide messenger RNA. The record is from the annotation of a GenBank genome assembly. NCBI's taxonomy places the organism in Eukaryota, Metazoa, Rotifera, Eurotatoria, Philodinida, Philodinidae.
AUGCAAGCUAGGCAGAGUAGCUAUACGUCACCGCGUAAUGAUGAAAGUUCGCCUGUUGCCAUUAUUAAUCACAAACUCGAACAACAAAAACUCGACGAACAAUUAUUAAAUACUCCUGUCGCUUCUGCUGCGACAAGAACUAUUUCAUCUUGUUCUCCGCAUUUGACAGUAUUAACAACUUCAUCGACGACCGCUCAUUUCACUUUUAAUAUAACAACAACAACAGCUACAUUAAAUAAUCGAGAUUCUUUCAUAACUACUUCGACAUCAUCCAUCUGUUUAAAACCAAAGAUGCCCAACAUCAAAGUAUUCGGUGGAUCAUCACAUCCAGAUUUAACAAAAUUGAUAUGUUCUCGGUUAGGCUUGGAACCGGGAAGCGUAAUAACAAAAAAAUUUAGUAAUAGAGAAACAAGUGUUGAAAUCAAUGAAUCGGUUCGUGGUGAAGAUGUGUUCAUUGUUCAAAGUGGAUGUGGUGAAAUCAAUGAUAAUUUAAUGGAACUACUAAUUAUGAUAAAUGCUUGUAAAAUAGCAUCAGCAUCGAGAGUAACAGCUGUGAUACCAUGUUUCCCAUAUGCUAGACAAGAUAGAAAAGAUAAAAGUCGUGCUCCAAUUUCAGCUAAAUUAGUUGCAAAUAUGCUAAGUGUAUCCGGUGCUGAUCAUAUCAUAACAAUGGAUUUACAUGCAUCACAAAUUCAGGGUUUUUUUGAUAUACCUGUUGAUAAUUUGUUUGCUGAGCCAGGCAAGAAGUACAAAAGAAUUUAUUCUAUUGAAACUAGUAACUUAUUCUACUUUUUAGCUGUUAUUAGAUGGAUAUUGUUAAAAAUUCCAGAUUAUAAAAAUGCUGUUAUUGUUAGUCCAGAUGCUGGAGGUGCAAAACGUGUAACAUCGAUAGCCGAUCGUUUAAAUAUUGAUUUUGCCUUGAUUCAUAAAGAACGUAAACGAGCAAGUGAAAUUGAUUCAAUGGUACUUGUGGGUGAUGUUAAAAAUAAAAUUGCUAUACUUGUUGAUGAUAUGGCUGAUACAUGUGGAACAUUUGAAUGUGCUUCACAAAAACUGUUAAAUGCAGGAGCAAGUAAAAUAUAUGCCAUAUGCACACAUGGAAUAUUUAGUGGCCCAGCUAUUAGCCGUAUUAAUAAUUCACCAUUCGAAGCUGUUGUUGUUACUAAUACAAUUCCACAGGAUGAAAAUAUGAAAAAUUCAGCUAAAGUACAGGUAAGGAGAGUAAUUGACGUGUCGAUGAUGUUUUCUGAAGCAAUACGUCGUACUCAUAACGGUGAAUCUGUUUCUUAUCUGUUCACACAAAUGCCUUUAUAA